Aspergillus pseudonomiae is the source of this 1812-nucleotide messenger RNA. RefSeq names its product putative MFS monosaccharide transporter. Gene Ontology annotation, biological process: carbohydrate transport; transmembrane transport. The transcript is spliced from 3 exons. Bases 114 to 1685 code for a protein of 523 amino acids. Gene Ontology annotation, cellular component: membrane. Gene Ontology annotation, molecular function: carbohydrate:proton symporter activity. NCBI's taxonomy places the organism in Eukaryota, Fungi, Ascomycota, Eurotiomycetes, Eurotiales, Aspergillaceae. The record is from RefSeq and is a predicted model, not a curated record.
GGGAAACGAGCGCGACUGUUCCUUGAUCUCCUUUUUCUGCACCGGAGAUUCGUAUCGAGUUGUGCAUAUCCCUCUUGUUGGCCUAUUCCUCUCUUCAGACUACCUAGCCUAGCAUGGCGCCUACAUUUGCUGGCUUGUCGGGCCGGCCACUGUCGUUGGCCGUGUCCACUGUCGCUACGAUGGGUUUCUUACUGUUUGGAUAUGACCAGGGUGUCAUGUCCGGUAUCAUUAGUGACAAGGCGUUCAACAAUGUUUUUACUGCCACCAAGGACGAUGAUACAAUGCAAGCGUUGGUAACAGCUGUUUACGAAUUGGGUUGUUUGGCAGGUGCUAUUUUUGCCCUGAUGUUUGGUGACCACACUGGUCGUCGGUGGAUGAUCUUCUCUGGCGCUAUUGUCAUGAUUAUUGGUGUCAUCAUCCAGGUUACCUCGUUUGUUGAUCACAUUCCUCUGCUUCAGUUCUUCAUUGGUCGUGUUAUCACAGGUAUUGGGAACGGCAUGAACACUUCCACCAUUCCCACAUACCAGGCCGAAUGCUCCAAGACCAGUAACCGUGGUCUCCUGAUUUGUAUCGAAGGUGGUGUAAUUGCUAUUGGUACUGCAAUUGCCUACUGGAUUGACUUUGGAGCCCACUAUGGUCCCGAUGACUUGGUGUGGCGUUUCCCCAUCGCUUUCCAGAUCGUCUUCGGUGUUAUCAUUAUUGUUGGAAUGUUUUUCCUUCCCGACUCUCCUCGUUAUUUGAUCUCCAAGGACCGCAUCCAGGAGGGCGAGUACGUGCUCGCUGCCCUUGGUGGUUUUGAGAUUCAUGACCAGGAGACUCAAAUCCAGAAGAACCUGGUCAUCGAUUCGAUCAGAGCUUCCGGUGCUGGAGCCACCACUCGCUACAGGGACCUUCUUACUGGCGGCCGUACUCAGCAUCUGCGUCGUAUGCUUAUCGGCUCUUCUUCUCAAAUCUUCCAACAGCUUUCAGGUUGCAAUGCUGUGAUCUACUACCUUCCCGUCCUUCUGAAACAGUCCCUGCACCAGAGCAACGAUGAAGCCCUUCUGAUUGGUGGUAUCAAUAUGAUUGUUUAUGCCAUCUUUGCCACCUUCUCGUGGUUCUUUAUCGAGAAGAUCGGUCGUCGCAAGCUGUUCUUGGGUGGUUCCAUUAUCCAGACCAUUGCCAUGAUUAUCACCUUUGCUUGUUUGAUCCCGGAUGACAAGCAGAUAUCUAAGGGUGCUGUGUUCGGUCUGUUCUUGUACAUGGCUGCCUUUGGCGCUGCUUGGCUUCCUCUUCCCUGGUUGUACCCGGCUGAGCUGUCUCCUAUCAAGACUCGUGCCAAGGCCAACGCUGUUUCCACCUGCAGCAACUGGCUCUUCAACUUUACCGUUGUCAUGAUUACUCCCGUCAUGAUUGCUCACAUUGGCUGGGGUACUUACCUGUUCUUCGCUGCCCUGAACGCUUUGUUCAUUCCUAUCAUCUGGCUCUUCUACCCCGAGACCGCCAACCGAAGCUUGGAGGAAAUCGACAUCAUCUUCGCCAAGGGCUACACCGAGAACAUCAGCUACGUCAAGGCCUCCAAGGAACUGCCGAAGCUUUCUGAUGAGGAGAUUGAGCAGAAGGCGAACGAGUAUGGAUUCGGCAACUCCACCGAAGAUCCUGAGAAGGUCGUUGCUGCCGAAUACUCCCCUUCGACCUCGGAGUAAAUGGAUGGAUAGAUCCUCUCUUAAAAGCAAAAGUAUAAAAGAGCAUGGGUGUACUUGGGAGAGAUUUUCUUCCCAUCAGCCAUCCCGAAGCAUAGUUUUCUUUUUCCGGGUUCUCCUUUCUCUAUAU